GGUUCCCGCGUGCAAGCUCUGAACACAUGCACCAGGCACAGGCCGCUUUCCAUAUGCUUUGUGCAUCUGUCAUGCACAUCUGUCUUCCAGGGAAGGCUCUCUUCCACCUGUCCUGCACAGUUGCCCAGCACCUGCCCUGCCAGUGCACCUCACAGUGACCUGCACGCCUGCCCUACCUCUGUCCAUGUCCCUGCACCUGACACCUGCCCUCCCCCCCCCCUGCUCUGCACCACCUGUGCACUUCACACCUGCCCGUGCACUCACAAUGCCUGAACACCUACUCUGCACCUGCCCAUGCACCGCACAAUGCCUUGCACACUUGCUCUGUCCCUGCCCUGCAUCUCACAGUGCCCUGCAUGACCAUCUUGCACACACACAUACACACGCACAACACACUCUCACUCCUCUAGCCUUGCUCUACACUGUAUACAGACGUGUCUCCCUUGUGUGAGUGUGCCUCUCUGUUCUUUGUCUGUUUUACCCUUUGGAACUAACUUUCUCAGUACCUACCACCUGCCUUGUCCUCCCCUGCUGCUUCCUGGGAGCUGAGAGCCCAGAUGGGUCAGAUGUGAGUUCUGUUCUGGAGGUGCUCCAGGUACGGUCAGCAGCAUUACUGCUGGUAGACCUGUCUGUCCCAAAGGCCAGUUCAAGUAUGACAUGAGAGGGGCAAGAGAGUCAUCCAAGGCAGGCAACCUCGCAAAGGAGGAAGAGUUUCUGGGGAAGGAUGUCAUGGAGACCUCAGACAGUGAACACAAGACUGUAGGAUGGCCUGAGCUAUGGCAGUGGAGAGGGAUGAGGCUGGAGUCUGCCAUGUCUUGAUCGACAAGGAGGUGUCCUAGACCUAUGGGACUUGCAGCUUCUUUACAAAGGGAGAAAGAAGUGACCACAGUGACUGUUGCCAACGUUGGGUCCUCUGCAGAUAACGUCUUCACAACAUCAGUGGCAAAUGCAGCAUCGAUAUCAGGACAUGUCCUGUCUGGUAGGACAGCCCUGCAGAUCGGUGACAGCCUGAACACUGAGAAAGCCACACUAAUAGUUGUACACACAGAUGGGAGCAUUGUGGAGACCACUGGGCUGAAGGGCCCAGCAGCACCUCUCACUCCAGCCUCUCUUUGCCCAGGUCCCCAGUCUCCUCCUACCCCACUGGCACCUGGCCAGGAGAAAGGUGGUACCAAGUACAACUGGGACCCUUCGGUGUAUGACAGCGAGUUGCCUGUGCGCUGUCGGAACAUCAGUGGCACGCUCUACAAGAGUAGGCUCGGCUCAGGUGGCAGGGGCCGGUGUAUCAAGCAGGGAGAAAACUGGUACAGCCCAACUGAGUUUGAAGCUAUGGCAGGAAGAGCCAGCAGCAAGGACUGGAAGAGAAGCAUCCGCUAUGCCGGCAGACCCCUGCAGUGCCUCAUCCAGGAUGGUAUUUUGAACCCUCACGCUGCCUCCUGUACCUGUGCCGCCUGUUGUGAUGACAUGACUCUGAGUGGCCCUGUCAGGCUCUUCGUCCCUUAUAAAAGGCGCAAGAAAGAGAAUGAGCUGCCCACGACUCCAGUGAAGAAGGAUUCCCCCAAGAACAUCACCCUGCUUCCUGCCACGGCGGCCACCACCUUCACUGUGACACCCUCAGGACAGAUCACUACCUCUGGAGCACUGACCUUUGACAGAGCAUCCACUGUAGAGGCCACUGCUGUCAUCUCUGAGAGCCCAGCCCAAGGUGAUGUCUUUGCAGGAGCCACAGUGCAAGAGGCAGGUGUGCAGCCUCCCUGCAGGGUUGGCCACCCUGAACCCCACUACCCUGGCUAUCAGGACAGCUGCCAGAUUGCCCCGUUUCCAGAAGCUGCAUUGCCAACAUCACACCCCAAAAUUGUCCUGACAUCGCUGCCUGCCUUGGCUGUGCCACCGUCCACCCCCACCAAAGCUGUCUCUCCCACUGUGGUCAGUGGGCUAGAGAUGUCAGAACAUCGGAGCUGGCUGUACCUGGAAGAGAUGGUCAACUCCCUACUCAACACAGCUCAGCAGCUGAAGACGCUGUUUGAACAAGCCAAGCAGGCGAGCUCUUGCAGGGAAGCUGCUGUGACCCAGUCGAGAAUGCAGGUUGAUACAGAGAGGAAAGAGCAGUCAUGUGUCAACUGCGGCCGGGAGGCCAUGAGUGAGUGUACCGGCUGCCACAAGGUUAACUACUGCUCUACGUUCUGCCAGCGCAAGGACUGGAAAGACCAUCAGCAUGUGUGUGGCCAGUCAGCGUCUGUCACUGUCCAGGCUGAUGACGUCCAUGUUGAAGAAAGUGUGAUAGAAAAAGUUGCUGUUUGAGCCAGGCUUCUCCCUGAGCUCUGCUGUGAAGCCAUCGCAGGCUUAGGCCCUCUGAUGACUGUGGGGGCUGCUGAGAAAAGGGGCCAUGGGAAACUUGCCGGACAAGUUAUUAACAGAUUGUGCCCUUGGAAACAAACUCCUGCCAGAGACCAAGGAACACUGGCAGCUUUCAGAAUGGGGCACUCUGCCACAGCCCAGGGGCCUUGGCCUAUCACGGUGCUCUUUCUUCCCUGGAUCAUGAGUGUCCCACUACCCUUGGGGGUGCCCUAUGCCACGUGUACAUACCUGUCUUAUCUGUUAAUAAACAUGUAAAUAAAGCUCCCACCCCAUGCCUGGA
Molecule: messenger RNA, 2638 nt
Organism: Mus caroli (Ryukyu mouse)
Lineage: Eukaryota; Metazoa; Chordata; Mammalia; Rodentia; Muridae
Source: RefSeq, a predicted model, not a curated record